Molecule: messenger RNA, 3006 nt
Organism: Xylaria bambusicola
Lineage: Eukaryota; Fungi; Ascomycota; Sordariomycetes; Xylariales; Xylariaceae
Product: Six-hairpin glycosidase-like protein
Exons: 1
Coding region: 87-2660 (857 amino acids)
Biological process (GO): cellulose catabolic process
Molecular function (GO): hexosyltransferase activity; carbohydrate binding
Source: RefSeq, a predicted model, not a curated record
CCCGAACCGGACUCGGCAGAUAUCGGGGACGUAGUCUGAAUGUCACGGAGCAAGUCGGCCACCCACCAAGUAGGAAAUCUCUCCCAAUGACGAUUAACUCGGCCAGCAGCAGCAAUGGGACGCCGGUAACGGCUACCAAUGGUGCUAGGAGUAAUAAUGCAAACAAUAGUACCAAUAGCAGCAACGGUACUAGCAACACCAGCAAUGGUACCAACGGCAGCAGUAACGGCAAUAAUAACAACAUCAACGGUAUCAGUAACAACCACAAUGUGCCGCCUCUCUGCAGUCCAACGGCCGACGGCUCCCGGUACGAGCUAACAAGCCCAACGGCGCUCCCCAAAGCCGGCGCCUUUCUAUGGAACCAGAAGAUGAUGAUCCAGGUGACAUGCCGGGGGUACGCGACGGCGCAGUUCAUGCAGCCAGAGCCAGCCAAGUACAUCCACGCGCCGAACCUCGAGGCGCGGACCUUCAUGCAGCCGGAGCAGAACUACUACGCGCACCACCCGGGGCGAUUCGUAUACAUCAAGGAUGAAGAAAUGCCGUCCCCGCAAAACAUGUUCAGCGCACCCUUCGAACCCGUGCGCAACAACGCCGCACCUAUUGAUAAAUUCGUAUUCUCGGCAGGAAAAAGCGACGUCCGCUGGACGGUCGAAAGUCUCGGCCUGCGCGUAGAAAUGACCCUCGUAAUCCCCACGCACGACGUGGUAGAGCUCUGGUCCGUCACGGUAACGAACCUAAGCGAUCGGCCCCGGAAGAUCAGCGUGUACCCCUAUUUCCCCUUCGGGUACAUGUCAUGGAUGAACCAAUCCGGCGAAUGGCGCGCAGACUUGAACGGUGUCGUAGCGAGCAGUAUCACACCGUACCAGAAGGCGGAGGAUUACUUCAAGAACAAGUUACUGAAAGAUAAAUCGUAUUUCCUAUGCGAGACGGCUCCGACGUCCUGGGAGGCAAGACAGAGCGCCUUCGAGGGCGAAGGAGGACUGCAUGCGCCCUCGGCAAUCACAGACAACGACGAGCUAGGAUGCAGCGACGCGCGCUACGAGACGCCAGCAGCAGCAGUACAAUACCGUCUCUCUCUGUCGCCAUCGUCAAGCCAUACCCUGCGCUUCCUUCUCGGCCCGGCUCUCGACGACGCCGAGAUCGCGACGAUGAAGUCCCGGUACCUAAGCAAAGCGGGCUUCGCGCGCUGCGCCCGCGAAUACGCGUCGUACAUCGCGAAGGGGACAGGGUGUCUACAGAUCAGCACGCCGGACGCCGCGCUCGACAACUUCGUGAACCACUGGCUGCCGCGCCAAUGCUACUACCACGGGGACGUGAACCGGCUGACCACGGACCCGCAGACGCGGAAUUACCUGCAGGACAACAUGGGCAUGGCCUACAUCAACCCGGGCGUGACGCGCCGCGCAUUUCUCACGGCGCUGUCCCAGCAGGAAGCCACGGGCGCCAUGCCCGACGGGAUCCUGCUCGCCGAGGGGGCCGAGCUGAAAUACAUCAAUCAGAUCCCGCACACGGACCACUGCGUCUGGCUCCCGGUGGCGCUCGAGGUCUACCUCUCCGAAACAGGGGACUACGCGUUGCUCGACGAGCCCGUCUCCGACGUCCGCGGGGAUCAGCACACGGUGUUCACGCGCGUAAGCCACGCGGUGGACUGGCUUCUCUCGGCGCGCGACGAGCGCGGCCUGAGCUACAUCGCGCAAGGCGACUGGUGCGACCCGAUGAACAUGGUAGGCUACAAGGGCAAGGGGGUAUCAGGGUGGUUGACGCUCGCGACGGGGUUCGCAUGUCGUCUAUGGGCGGAAGUCUGUUCGCACCAAGGACAAACCUCGCUAGCAUCUAAAUACCGCGCGGGCGCGGCCGCCGUCAACGACGCCGCGAACAAGCACAUGUGGCCCCUUAACGCAUCGUGGUUCGCGCGCGGCAUUACCGACGACGACGUCGUCUUCGGCGUCGCGGACGACAGCGAAGGGAAGAUCUGGCUGAAUCCACAGACAUGGUCGAUUCUCAGCGGUGCCGCGUCGCCGCGCCAAAUCCGACAGAUGCUGGGCGCCGUGGACGAGCAUCUUUCGACACCGUACGGGACACUAAUGUUCGACCCGCCGUACAGCGGGAUGCGCGAGGACGUCGGGCGCGUGACGCAGAAGUAUCCCGGUUCGGCCGAGAACGGAUCCGUAUACAACCACGCAGCGGUAUUCUACAUCCACGCGCUCUACGGCAUCGGGGAGGCCGACCGCGCGUACGAGGUCCUGCGCAAGCUGAUCCCGGGCCCCAGCGACGCCGAUUACAUCCAGCGGGGCCAGAUGCCCGUGUACAUACCCAACUACUACCGGGGCGCGUGGCGCGAGUAUCCGCGCACAGCGGGGCGAUCAAGCCAGCUAUUCAACACGGGGACCGUGUCCUGGGCCUAUCGAUGCUUCAUCGAGGGAUUAUGCGGGUUACGCGGGGACGCCGAAGGUCUGACGAUCCGACCUCAACUACCGCCUCACUGGGGCGGGAUGAAAGCGACGCGUCUAUUCCGCGGGGGGACAUUCCACGUAAAUAUCUCGAAGGCCGACGUGGACGAGGUCGUCGUGAAACACGGCAAUACCGUGCUGCCGGGCGCCCGAUUCACAUCGAUCCAGUCCGGCGCGACAUACGAAUUGUCCGUGCAAGUGCCGAAAUAAUAAGCCAAGUCAGCGAACUUUGAUGAGAACAGAAAGGAAACAAAAAGGCUGGUCCUUACAGUGAGUGUAAAGACGAUGGGUAAAGGGGAAGGAAGGAAGGAAAGGGCCAAGCAUCAUAUUUUCACGAAGUUAUGAGAACCUUGUUGUGUUUUUUUACUAACCCCGCCCCCCCUCUUAAAUAAUUUAUCUACUCACUUGCAUAAUUUUCGUCCUCGGUCAUGACAAGUUCCAUUCGUUUAGGUCAGUCAGUCAGUCAGUUAGUUAAGAAAUUGUAUAUGUUGCUUGGUGCAAACGACGAGUGAAGUCGAAAGCGUGGUUCAUGUGAAGCCCCUGUAAUUGUCAUCUU